Melanaphis sacchari is the source of this 1615-nucleotide messenger RNA. Its product is annotated as GTP-binding protein Rhes-like. Lineage: Eukaryota; Metazoa; Arthropoda; Insecta; Hemiptera; Aphididae. The coding region runs from base 235 to 960 and encodes 241 amino acids. Gene Ontology annotation, molecular function: GTPase activity; GTP binding. The transcript is spliced from 5 exons. The record is from RefSeq and is a predicted model, not a curated record.
AAUUGGCCGCAGCCGUCCGCGUUCGCGUGUUCGCCACCCGUAUUGCAUUUGUUUCGCGCGCGUUCUGUCGCUCGCUCGUUCGUUGGUCCUUAUACAAAAUUACUAUUGCCACCGGCGUCACAUUCACCCCCUUACCCACCAGCAUCACGCUACAAACACCACUGCUGCCCGCAGAAGACUAUUCGUCACUAUACUCGCACCACUGUCUCGUAGUCUCCGGGUGAAAGGAAAAUAAUGCCGAGCCAACAACAAGAACGCAUCAGGUUAUCUUCGAUGGGUGGGGAAUCGACUUGCAGUAACAGUAGCAGCGGAGGCAGUGGCAGUGGCAGUACGACAAUGAAAAUUCGGAGACGAGUGGUAAUGAUGGGUGCAGCUAGGGUUGGAAAAACGUCCAUAAUUAAGCAAUUCCUGUAUGACCAAUUCCCUGACCGAUACAAAGAGACUAUCGAGGAAUUGCACAGAGGAGACUAUGAAUUACCCGAUGGAGCACGGUUGACAUUAGAUAUUUUGGACACAUCAGGAGCUUAUCAAUUUCCAGCUAUGCGAGAGUUAUCUAUAUCAACUGCUGACGCAUUUCUGUUAGUCUUUUGUGUAGACAGAGAAGAUACAUGGGAUCAAGUUAAACACUUUAAAGAACAAAUAAUUGAAAGAAGAGGACCAAAAAUUCCAAUAGUCAUUGUAGGCAACAAGUGUGAACUAUCUGAACGAUUUUUACCAGUGGAAAUUACUGAAGCAAUAUCCAAAUAUGAUUGGGAAUGUGGCUAUAUGGAAUGCUCAGCCAAAGAGAAUAGAAAUAUAGUACAGGUAUUCAAGGAACUCUUAGCUCAGGCAAAGGUUCAAUAUAAUUUGAGCCCAGCUGUAAGGCGCAGACGUAUGUCCUUACCAAAUUACGUGGAUAACAGUUCAGGAUCCACCAAAGGACGUUACAUGCUCAAAAGAAAUUCCUGCACAGUGGCCUAAUACAGAAGAUCUAUGAUAAUAUUCAAUUAAAAAAUAAUAAUAAUCUUAUUUUGAUUAUUUUAGGCGCUGGUGUGAACAAUAAAUAAAUAACAUAAUUUAUUUUGUUCUUGUAAAUGAUAUACAUAAUAUCAAAUGAACACUCAAGAUUCAAAAAUAUCUUGAGGCGUAAUAUAAUGAUGCGUAAAAUUAUCUUUAAGAAAUUUUAGCUUCGUACAAUAUAAAUGAUUUUCAUACAAAGAUUAUACGAUUGGUUAUAAUAAUAGUUCAAUACUAUUUUAAAAACACAUCAUUAUGAUUUGUUGUACUCAAACAACUUAAAAAUAAUAUAUUUUAUUUUAUUUUUGCUUAAAAUGAACAACGCGGUUAAGUCUACACGAAACGGGCCACAACUACGUAUGCACGGGUAUAUAGUGUUUACAGAGAUUUAAUCAUUUUGACGCGGAUACGACAUGUAAUAGCACAAUAAUUAUUAUCAUUAAUCUUUGUACCGACCAUUUUUGUAGGUGUUUUUAUUUAUCCAAACACUUCAAACUCAUUCGAAAUUAACUUUACUGUACUGAGAAAUUGAUGAAUAUGAUCUAAAUUCUUUGAUAAACAAAUUAUUCAAAUAUGCUUUUAAAUGCAAAAUGUCAAAAUAUGCAAAAUCAAAUUUUAA